Mesitornis unicolor (brown roatelo) is the source of this 1875-nucleotide messenger RNA. RefSeq lists its product as uncharacterized. Gene Ontology annotation, molecular function: DNA nuclease activity. Gene Ontology annotation, biological process: DNA catabolic process. Lineage: Eukaryota; Metazoa; Chordata; Aves; Mesitornithiformes; Mesitornithidae. Gene Ontology annotation, cellular component: nucleus. The record is from RefSeq and is a predicted model, not a curated record. The transcript has 16 exons.
AUGGCAUUCUCAAAGCUGGUGCUGUCGCUGCUGGUUGCAGCUUUCCUACUGCACGUGGCCGUCACGCUGAAGAUCAGCGCCUUCAACAUCAAGACCUUUGGGGACAGCAAGAUGUCCAACCAGACCAUCGCAGAUAUCAUCGUCUCUAUCCUGUCAGAGUACGACAUCACCUUGGUGCAGGAGGUCCGGGACGCUGACCUGAGCGCUGUGAAGAAGCUUGCGGAGCAGCUCAACAGAGCGUCCCCACACCCAUACAGCUUUUUGGACAGCAUCCCCCUGGGUCGGACCAGCUACAAGGAGCAAUAUGUCUUCAUCUACAGGUCAGACAUGGUCUCUAUACUGGGGAGCUACUACUACGACGAUGGCUGUGAGUCCUGCAGUACCGAUACCUUCAGCAGGGAGCCCUUCAUUGUCAAGUUCUCCUCACCCACCACACAGGUGGAGGAGUUUGUGAUGGUGCCCCUGCACGCCGAGCCCAGCAGCGCAGCAGAUGAGAUUGAUGCACUGUACGAUGUAUACACCGAUGUCAUCGACAAGUGGGCAACCAACAACAUCCUCUUCCUGGGUGACUUCAACGCUGGCUGCUCCUACGUGACAAGUGCCCAGUGGCCAUCCAUCCGACUGCGCUCUCUCCGUGCCUGCGAGUGGCUCAUCCCCGACAGUGCUGACACCACUGUCGCCCCCACCACCAACUGCGCCUAUGACCGCAUCGUCGCCUGCGGCACCGCACUGCGCCAGGACAUUGAGCCUGGCUCCGCCACCGUCAACAACUUUCAGAAGCGUUUCCACCUCCAGACCAAGGAUGCUUUGGCUGUCAGCGACCAUUUCCCAGUGGAGGUGACCCUGAAAGUAGCAGGAUGCUCUUCCACGGGCUCGGGGGCCACAUCCUGCUGGAACCUGCCUGGCUGCGGGAUGGCUGACAAGGCGCUGACGGUGAGGGUGGGGGGAGACAGAGACCAUGAGAUGGGGACCAUGAUGCUGGCACUAUCCCUUCUGGCUGUGGCUCUCCCAUGCCUGGCCACGGCCACACUGCGUGUCGGUGCCUUCAACAUCCAGGCGUUCGGUGACACCAAGAUGGCCAACGAGGAAGUGGCGGGCAUCAUCAUCAGCAUCCUGCGCCGCUACGACGUGGUGCUGGUGCAGGAGGUGCGCGACUCUGACCUCAGCGCUGUCACCCAGCUCAUGGAGCAGCUCAACAGCAUGUCCACAUCCCCAUAUGACUACGAGAUCAGCGGCCUCCUGGGACGGGAAAACUACAAGGAGAUGUACCUAUUCAUCUACAGGACAGACGUUGUGUCCGUGGUGGACACCUACCAAUAUGAGGAUCCUCAGGAUGUCUUCAGCCGGGAGCCGUUCAUCCUGAGGGUCUCAGCACCCCACACCAGUAAGCAGGGGGGUCAGGUGGCCCCGGGUGGCGGUUCAAGGUGGCCAUGGGUCUGAUGUCCCUCUCCUCUGGCAGAGGCAGAGGAGUUUGUGCUAGUGCCACUGCACUCAGCCCCACACGAUGCCGUCGCCGAAAUUGAUGCACUCUAUGAUGUCUACCUGGCCAUUCUCCACAAGUGGGGGACUGACAACAUCAUGUUCCUGGGGGACUUCAACGCUGACUGUGCCUACGUCCAGCCGAGCGACUGGUCAGCCAUCCGCUUGCGCACCAGUGACAUCUUCAAGUGGCUGCUCCCCGAUGAUGCUGACACCACCGUGGGGAAGUCGGACUGUGCCUAUGACAGGAUCGUGGUGUGUGGCGCCAAGCUGAAGAGAAGCAUCGUGCCAAAUUCAGCUGCCAUCUACAACUUCCAACGUGCUUUCCGGCUGGAGCAGGAGGAGGCUCUGGCAGUCAGUGACCACUACCCAGUGGAGGCGAAGCUGGCAGCUUGA